Pipistrellus kuhlii (Kuhl's pipistrelle) is the source of this 10266-nucleotide messenger RNA. It is a transcript of the gene NSD3, whose product is annotated as nuclear receptor binding SET domain protein 3. The record is from RefSeq and is a predicted model, not a curated record. The transcript is spliced from 24 exons. Gene Ontology annotation, biological process: regulation of DNA-templated transcription. Gene Ontology annotation, molecular function: histone H3K36 methyltransferase activity. The coding region runs from base 176 to 4510 and encodes 1444 amino acids. Lineage: Eukaryota; Metazoa; Chordata; Mammalia; Chiroptera; Vespertilionidae. Gene Ontology annotation, cellular component: chromatin; nucleus.
GGCCUAGCUCGGCCCCGUCUCCUCGCCGUGCAGCCCGGGCGGCUGCCCGCACCCCAGCGCCACCCCGGGCCCCCGUGUCUCUCCUGUGACCCUGCGGACACGGCUGGGGGUUAGAAUGGAACAAACUGAAGGCCCGAUGAGAAAAAGGGAAAGUUAAGGAUGCUGGAGCAGAACAAUGGAUUUCUCUUUCUCUUUCAUGCAAGGGAUCAUGGGAAACACAAUUCAGCAACCACCUCAACUCAUUGACUCCGCCAACAUCCGUCAGGAGGAUGCCUUUGAUAACAGCAGUGACAUUGUUGAAGAUGGUGGCCAUACACCAUAUGAAGCUACCUUGCAGCAAGGCUUUCAGUAUGCACCUACAACAGAAGAUCUUCCUCCACUCACAAAUGGCUAUCCACCAUCAAUCAGCAUGUAUGAAACCAAAUACCAGUCUUAUAAUCAGUAUCCCAAUGGAUCAGCCAAUGGCUUUGGUGCAGUUAGAAACUUUAGCCCCGCUGACUAUUACCAUUCAGAAAUUCCAAAUACAAGACCACAUGAAAUUCUGGAAAAACCUUCUCCUCCACAGCUACCACCUCCUCCUUCGGUACCACAAACUGUGAUUCCAAAGAAGACUGGCUCACCUGAAAUUAAACUGAAAAUAACCAAAACUAUCCAGAAUGGCAGGGAAUUGUUUGAGUCUUCCCUCUGUGGAGACCUUUUAAAUGAAGUACAGGCAAGUGAGCACACAAAGUCAAAGCAUGAAAGCAGAAAGGAAAAGAGGAAAAAAAGCAACAAGCAUGACUCAUCUAGAUCUGAAGAGCGCAAGUCACACAAAAUCCCCAAAUUAGAACCAGAGGAACAAAAUAGACCAAAUGAGAGGGUUGACCUUGUUUCUGAAAAACCAAGAGAAGAACCGGUACUAAAAGAGGAAACCUUGGUUCAGCCAAUAUUAUCUUCUGUUCCAACAACAGAAGUGUCCACUGGCGUUAAGUUCCAGGUUGGCGAUCUUGUUUGGUCAAAGGUGGGAACCUAUCCUUGGUGGCCUUGUAUGGUUUCAAGCGAUCCCCAGCUUGAGGUUCAUACCAAAAUAAACACAAGAGGUGCCCGGGAAUAUCACGUCCAGUUUUUUAGCAACCAACCAGAGAGGGCAUGGGUUCAUGAAAAACGGGUACGAGAGUAUAAAGGUCAUAAACAAUAUGAAGAAUUACUGGCUGAAGCAACCAAACAAGCCAGCAAUCACUCUGAGAAACAAAAGAUUCGGAAACCCCGACCACAGAGAGAGCGUGCUCAGUGGGAUAUUGGCAUUGCCCAUGCAGAGAAAGCAUUGAAAAUGACCCGAGAGGAAAGAAUAGAACAGUAUACCUUUAUCUAUAUUGAUAAACAGCCUGAGGAGGCUUUAUCCCAAGCGAAAAAGAAUGUUGCCUCCAAAGCGGAAGUUAAAAAACCCCGGAGACCAAGAUCAGUGCUGAAUACUCAGCAAGAACAGACCAAUACAGGUGAGGUGGCCUCCUCACCAUCAAGUACUGAGACACGGAGACUUAGCCAGAGGCGGCACACGAGUGUGGAAGAGGAAGAACCACCUCCUGUUAAAAUAGCCUGGAAAACAGCAGCAGCCAGGAAAUCAUUACCAGCUUCUAUUACAAUGCACAAAGGGAGCUUGGAUUUGCAGAAGUGCAACAUGUCUCCAGUUGUGAAAAUUGAACAAGUGUUUGCUCUUCAGAAUGCUACAGGAGAUGGGAAAUUUAUCGAUCAGUUUGUUUAUUCAACGAAGGGAAUUGGUAACAAGGCGGAAAUAAGUGUCAGGGGACAAGACAGACUUAUAAUUUCUACACCAAACCAGAAAAAUGAAAAGGCAACUCAGAAUAUAUCAUCUCCUGAAGCAACAUCUGGUUCUGCAGGCUCAGAAAAGAAACAACAGAGAAGAUCAAUUAGAACUCGUUCUGAAUCAGAGAAAUCCACUGAGGUUGUGCCAAAGAAGAAGAUCAAAAAGGAGCAGGUUGAAACGGUUCCUCAGACAACAGUGAAGACUGGAUUACAGAAAGGUGCCAGCGAGAUUUCAGAUUCCUGUAAACCUCUAAAGAAAAGGAGUCGCGCCUCAACUGAUGUAGAAAUGACUAGUUCAGCAUACAGAGACACAUCUGACUCUGAUUCUAGAGGCCUGAGUGACCUGCAGGUAGGCUUUGGAAAGCAAGUAGAUAGCCCUUCAGCUACUGCAGAUGCAGACAUUUCUGAUGUGCAGUCCGUGGACUCAAGUUUGUCAAGAAGAGGCUUUGGAAUGAGUAAGAAGGAGACUGUGUGUCAGAUCUGUGAAAGCUCUGGUGACUCUCUGAUUCCUUGUGAGGGAGAGUGCUACAAAUACUUUCACCUGGAGUGCCUGGGGGUGACAUCACUCCCCGAUGGGAAGUUCAUCUGCAUGGAAUGUAAAACCGGACAGCACCAAUGUUUUUCAUGUAAGGUAUCUGGUACAGAUGUGAAGCGUUGCUCUGUCGGUGCUUGUGGGAAAUUUUAUCAUGAAGCCUGUGUCCGCAAAUUCCCCACUGCCGUCUUUGAAUCUAAAGGAUUCCGCUGUCCCCAGCACUGCUGUUCUGCCUGCUCUAUGGAGAAAGAUAUCCACAAAGCAAGUAAAGGUCGCAUGAUGAGGUGUUUGAGAUGUCCAGUAGCCUAUCACUCUGGAGAUGCUUGCAUUGCUGCCGGAAGCAUAUUCGUGUCCUCCUACAUUCUCAUCUGUAGUAAUCAUUCCAAACGGAGCAGUAAUUCGUCCUCUGCUGUAAAUGUAGGCUUUUGUUUCGUUUGUGCAAGAGGGCUAAUAGUUCAGGAUCAUUCAGACCCCAUGUUCAGUUCAUAUGCCUAUAAAUCCCACUACCUACUGAAUGAAUCAAAUCGUGCAGAGUUGAUGAAAUUACCUAUGAUUCCUUCUUCGUCAGCUUCCAAAAAGAAAUAUGAGAAAGUUAUUAAGACUGUUUAUUUGUUUCAAGGUGGAAGAUUGCUCUGCUGUGAAUCGUGCCCAGCUUCCUUCCACCCAGAAUGCCUGAGCAUAGAAAUGCCAGAAGGCUGCUGGAAUUGUAAUGACUGUAAAGCUGGCAAGAAACUGCAUUACAAGCAGAUUGUUUGGGUCAAAUUGGGAAAUUACAGAUGGUGGCCAGCAGAGAUUUGCAAUCCCAGGUCUGUGCCACUGAACAUCCAGGGCCUUAAGCAUAACUUGGGGGACUUCCCUGUGUUCUUCUUUGGUUCUCAUGACUACUAUUGGGUGCACCAAGGCAGAGUGUUCCCUUAUGUUGAAGGAGACAAAAGCUUUGCUGAGGGGCAGACUAGUAUUAACAAGACCUUCAAAAAAGCUCUGGAAGAAGCUGCAAAACGUUUCCAGGAGCUGAAAGCACAAAGAGAAAGUAAAGAAGCACUAGAGAUUGAAAAAAACUCGAAAAAACCUCCUCCUUACAAACACAUCAAAGCUAACAAAGUCAUAGGAAAGGUGCAGAUCCAGGUUGCAGACCUGUCAGAGAUUCCCCGCUGUAACUGCAAGCCAGCCGAUGAGAACCCUUGCGGCUUGGAAUCCGAGUGCCUGAACAGAAUGCUGCAGUACGAGUGUCACCCGCAGGUGUGCCCCGCCGGGGAUCGUUGCCAGAACCAGUGCUUCACAAAGAGGCUCUACCCUGAUGCAGAAAUCAUCAAAACGGAGCGAAGAGGCUGGGGCCUCAGGACCAAAAGGAGCAUUAAGAAGGGUGAAUUUGUAAAUGAAUAUGUUGGCGAAUUAAUUGAUGAAGAAGAAUGCAGAUUGCGAAUCAAGCGAGCCCAUGAGAACAGUGUAACCAAUUUUUAUAUGUUAACUGUCACCAAGGACCGUAUAAUUGAUGCUGGCCCAAAAGGAAAUUACUCUCGCUUUAUGAAUCACAGUUGUAAUCCAAAUUGUGAAACACAAAAGUGGACAGUGAAUGGAGACGUUCGAGUGGGACUUUUUGCUCUGUGUGAUAUUCCUGCAGGAAUGGAGUUAACUUUUAAUUAUAACCUGGAUUGCCUGGGCAAUGGCAGGACGGAGUGCCACUGUGGGGCAGAGAACUGCAGUGGUUUUCUUGGAGUGCGGCCCAAGUCGGCAUGUGUGGCAACAACUGAAGAAAGGGCAAGAAAUGCUAAGUUAAAGCAGAAGAGACGAAAAAUCAAAACAGAAUCAAAGCAGAUGCAUGAAGAUUACUGUUUUCAAUGUGGAGAUGGUGGAGAGCUGGUCAUGUGUGACAAAAAGGACUGUCCCAAAGCAUACCACCUCCUAUGCCUUAACCUGACUCAGCCACCAUAUGGAAAGUGGGAGUGCCCGUGGCAUCAGUGCAAUGAGUGCAGCAGUGCAGCUGUUUUCUUCUGUGAGUUCUGUCCACGUUCCUUCUGUAAAGAUCAUGGGAAGGGAGCUCUGGUCCCCUCUGCACUGGAAGGCCUUCUCUGCUGCUCUGAACAUGACCCCGGGGCUCCUGUGCCACCAGAAUACUGGAGCAAGAUCAAGUGUAAAUUGGAAUCACAAGAUCAUGGAGAAGAAGCAAAAGAAUGAAUGGGUGGUGAUUUCCUUUUUCUUUGAACAAAAAGGAGAAGCAGACGUAAACAGGUGAUGUUAGUAAAGGAGAGACUGCUGCCAGGUGCCAUCAGUGCUGCCUUAUCAAGAGACUGGGAGCCGGUCCUGCAGGCAGCAGCAGUUGGUGAUAUCUGGAUUUUGUCUGAUUUUGUUGGUUUGGUGAUUCUUGAGUGGAAGGUUCGAUUCCCUUGGUCCUUUCUUGCUUUUUAUUUUGCUUCAAGGCCUUGCAGUUGGAAAAAAUAUGUCUUUGCUUUAAAAUUAGAACAAAAUGCAAGUUUUGUUAAUGAAAUGAGUGUAAAGUCCUUGGGUGUAAAAAGCAAAAGUCACCAUCAUUCCUUUAUUUAUUUUCAUUUUUUUAAAUGUUAAGUAUAGUUCAGAUAGUCUAAUCAGUGUAUGUGUGAGUGUGUUAGGUAAGAAUUGGAGAAAGCCCUCUAGCAAAGGAUGUGAUGAUCUCUGUAUACCUCUUUACUGUGGAGUAAUAGGCUAACCUCUUUCCCUUCACAAUGUCUUUCAUGGCCUUGGAGAAGGCUUCUAUGGAAGCAUUGAAUCUGGCUUCUUGAAAACAAAAUGCUUCCAUGGCUUUUACCUCUGUGGUCUUAAACUAAGUGGGUUUUGUGAUAUGAUAACUUUACCUAGAAAGUUAUAUAGUGUGAUUUUGGUUUCGGUUUGGAGAAAAAAAGAAAUGGAUGCACUUACUGAGUUUGGAAUGUUUUCCAUUGAUAGUGGGUAUUUUUGAUGAAGUGCAUUUAUGUAGAUAUGAAUGCAGUAUUAGAAUGGUCAUUCCUAUUUCUUUUAUAUAUAUAUAUAUAUUUUUAUUGAUUUCAGAGAGGAAGGGAGAGAGAGAUAGAAACAUAAGUGAUAGGAGAGAAUCAUUGAUCAGCUGCCUCCUACACACCCCCUACUGGGGAUGGAGCUCAUAACCCAGGCAUGUGCCCUGACAGGGAAUCAAACCAUGACCUCCUGGUUCAUAGGUUAACUUUCAACCACUGAACACAUUGGCCGGGCUCAUUCCUAUUUCUUGACACACAGAUAAAGGCAGCUAGAGGGGGACGAAAGGCACAGACCAAAAAAGUUGGAUGAUAUAAGCACCAUUUUCUGUCACACCCUAGUUGACUUGGAAAGAAUUAGGGUAUUUUAUUUUGUCCCUGUCCUAAUCAUACAUUCCCUUUAUCAACCGACUCCUCAAGUUUCCUGGUGAAACUACACAGACGAGUUUGAUUGUUUUUUAAUAGCUCUUUUUUGUUUAAUCCUAUUUGGGGUGGAAGGGGGCACAUCUCAAACUUCUGAGUCAGUAGUUGCUGUUAUCUGGUACUUAACGUUGUCCCCGUAGAAGGAGGGAGGGAAGCACUUCUACUGGGUGUAUAAUAGCCACACAAAUGCACUUCAUCUUAGGAGCCACUUAGGAAAAGCUCCAAGGAAGCAGUGUUAGCCAAAAUGAUUGGCUGUGGUGCUUGCAUCUCAUAGAUGCAAGUGUUCCAAGAUGUCUGCCCACAGAACUCACUUGCUUUUAACCCCAAGGAAUAUGUAUAUUCCAGUAGCCCUUGUAUGAAAUAAUUAGUGAUGUCAGACAUUGUUGUAACACUGUACUAAGUAGAAGUCUAGAAUUAGCUUGAAUGAACGUUAACUUUCUCUGUGAAUUUUGACUGCUUACAAUGAAUUGCUGGUACCUGGUAACAUUUCUUUUCCCUCAAGAAGCACCUAGUAACCUUGUGAAGGUAGGGAGGGUAGAUGCUAUACCACACUCCUUCAUUUGUGUUAUGUGUGUUUCUUUUUCUUACCAAUUUAGGGCUCUUCUCUGGAAAAAAAGAAAAGCUGUUUUGUGCCUCUUUUUUUUGUAUGUAAAUGUGCAAUGAUACUGGAUUUUUGUCUUGUGUGGGGGGGAACAAAACAGGAAAACAACACUACAGUUCCUUUACCUAAGCUCCUAAACUGCCACUUGCCUGAUUCUGGCAAUUAAUUUUGAGGUAACUUCUUGGGCCUCCAAUAGUUCUUUUGAUUAGAUAUGGUCCCAAAAGAAAGAGCAAAAUGGAAAAUGCUAUACAUGUUAGCAACUGUAAUUGCUACAAGUAACAUGGAUUACAUCUUGCCAAAACACUAACCUUUGCUCUUGAACAAUUAUAUAGCUUGAUGUCCUUUUAAAAAAUAAUUUAAGAAAAUCUAGGUUUUAUCAUACUAAAACUUUAUUUUCUAUAUAUAUAUAUGAUGUUUGCUUUUCUAAACUUACUAACAUGAAGGAUUUCCUUUCAUAUUCAAAAUGUAACUCUUGUUAAAACAAUAUCCAACAUGAAAUCUUAUCUCCUUAGUGCUAUUUGAUAUCUGAUGACUUUUAUAUGGUAAGCCAGGGUCUAGUCUAUAAACUACAAAUACCUUAGGUUUAAGUAUUUUUAUGCAGUUCCUCAUUGUGUCACAUUUUGUUUGUGUAUCUGUAACAGAGCUCUGCUGAGCCCGCUUAAUUUGGGGGGCGGGGAGGCUAACAGGAUUGUUCUGUCAUUUCAGAAAUCAGGGUAGAAAACAAAAUAGCUAACCCUAGCUCUGGGUCUGUGCAUGAGUGUUCUUUCAUGGUCUAAAAGGUGGUUUUAGUCAUGCCAGUGCUAAGGAGCUCUUCUCACUCCGCCAUCGUGUCACUGUUGAUAUUGAGUCCAUUGUGAAGUUGCAGGUUCUGGAAGCAGAAAGAGUACCUUGUGCUUUAAGUGUGCAGCGUAUACCUGCACUGUGCUUGCCUGUGCUUCCCCAGUGAAGUAUUCCAACACACAUUGCUCACUCAGUCUGAGGCUGGUAUUUGUUAACUUUUAAAUCUGUAUGUGGUCAGAGCAUACAUGCUUGGUUUUUAAUAUUGUCCAAAAUGAAAUAACUUAAAGCAGCUUGAGAUAAUGGUGGUAUUUUUUUUUUUUUAACCUCGUUAAUUCUUGGGAAGAAGUGAAGAUAAGAUUUUUCAUAAUCAGCAUAAAGCAUCAAAAAUUGGAUCAGUAACAACUAAAGAUGAAAUCCUGAUACAUUUCCAGGCGCUGAGCAGUGGAGAGGGGCUGGGCCAUGUGUGGCCGGCAUGGGGAGCGGGAGAGGCCAGGAGCAGCCAAGGAGGCUGAAGCAGCCCGAGGACACAGUCACUUCUUUAGUGUUUAAUCAGGGCUAGAAUGAGGAGUGGGAUGGGGUUUACUUUAUGUUUGUUUUAACAAGCUCCCAUUCUAUCACAAUUCUCAAAAGUAAUCUGGCCUAAGUUACAUAAUAGGCUUACUUUUAGAAUCAUCGAAACUUGUAUGUUCAAGGCAGGAACAUAUCUCAAAACUAAAAUAAUAAUGGGGGCAGGAAAGACUGCUCCAGUUCCCUUCUGCCAAUCCCAAAUAUUUGUAAAUAAUGUGCAAUUCUGAGGUGAUCACGUAAAGGACUCCCAGACGGGGCAGGCUGUUGGGCAGCUUUGCUGGUUGACGAAGUAGGGCCUCCUUUUGGAGUUGUUUGCGGCAUGGUAUGUAUUCCAGUCAGGGUCCAACCAGAUCUGCAGUUUGGAAACAGAUACAAGGGCCACUGUACAGAAUGUAAUCUCUGGACUACCCAGCACUUGUUGCUUGUCUUUUGUUUCAUUUUUAAACACAAAGCUUCCUUUAACGUUCACCUUAAAGUCAAGGUGCUGCCACUGGCCAUGUCCCAGCAGGACAAGAAAACAGUCACCACUUGGGAAGCUUACGUGUGAUGUGCUUGUCCACGAGGUACGAUGGAUGAUACUGGCGAGCUGCUCUGGGCAGUGUCAGUCAGACUUGUAAUGCUUCUUUUACAAGGCUGAUGUAUCCAGCCACCCCCGAGUUGUCCAAGUUGCUGCAGACAUGGAAUGAUCAUUGGGAAUAACUCCCUUGGACCGAGGGCCACAUAGAUUUGGUCUGUGGCCAUUUGUCAAAAAGAGAAGAACUUACUCCCAUUUCCAGAUUAGCUAGGGCAUAGAUAUAAUUAGACAGCUUUGUCAUGUAUUAACAAGUAUUGAAAAGUUGGAAAUUUGUAUAUACUGAAAUCUAUCAACUUCUAUCUGGGGUGGGGCACAGGGAGAAGAGGGGGUGGGACAGCAGGGUAAGGGAGGGGACGAUGAUGUUUACCACAGGUGCGAAGUAGUCACUUUAACUUUGAGACCUCUGCCUCAUGAAUUCAGGUGUUUUUAAGUACUUGAAAGUCUUCAGAUUCUCCUUAUUUUAACAGUUAUUUUUAAAUUUAUGAAGUAGAAAGCAUUGUUUUAUACACUGUUUUGAAAAUAGCCUAGUCUCUCAUCCUCUUUCACACGAAUUAAAGGUGAAGUUCUGCAAGUAGGAGAGCGUGCUCACAGUAGGUUUCUCAGAUCUAAUGUACACGGGAUGCCAGAAGCAUUUCGAUGAAUAUUUCCCAGGUAGGUUCUUUAUCAUUUUGUCAACCCAAGCACCUCUUCUCUCUAAUGUAUGUAUGCCUGCCUGGGAAGGGGGUGGGGGGAAUUUGCACUUACGUUACACCCUUGAAAUGCUGGGUGUAACCUGUGUGUUUAAAAAACAUUUUUUUUUUUUUUUUUUUUUUUUUUGUCCAUUGCUUAAGUGACCAUUUGAAGUACUUGUGGCACAUAUGUAUGAAGGGGGAUGAGAAAGAGAGUUACCUGUUUUUUUGGUAGCCUCCGAAAGUCAUUAACAUGUAAGUAAAAGGGAAAAGAUGAGUAGUUGCCAAAGUCAUUUAUUCAGUCCUUAGUUUUCUUAUGUCCUUAGUUAUUCUAUCUGCAUAUUGGCAAGAAGCACCCUCAGGCUCCAGUACUUCCUUCCCUGGCCACCACAGACUUCUGAUAUGUGUGAAUGCAGAUUAUCUGGAUUAGGUAUUGGUAAGGUAUUCCUGUCAGUUUGGAAGUGGACUGGAUAAAAUUUGUUUAUAUCUAUUUCAUUUGUUUAUAUCUAUUUAAUUUGUGCAUUCUUGUUAAAAAAGAAAAUCAUUAUUGCCACAGACAACCAAGUUGCUAAAUGAUGAUUACAACUAGCUAAUAAUAAGGUUCUUUUUAUAUACAAGGGUGUGUGCAAAUUUGAAUUGAUAUGAGAAAUUCAUUUUUACCCACUUGUGAUAUUGCACAAACACAGAUACCGACAGAUUCUGUUUUCAUUUCUUUGUGAUCUUUAUGAUAACAACCUUUGUAGAUUGGUUAUUUCUGUACUUUAUCUGUAAUAAACUUUGUAGAUCCUGUGAAUUGUUAUUUUACCUAAAUCACUUGAGACUUGAGUCUUUAAUAACAAAGCACCAAUAUUCACUAAAGUCAAUCUCUUGUGAGUUUCUGUGACUCGGCUAGAAGCUCGACACUAAAGGAUUAGUGACCGUUUUCCUGGGGGUGUUCCACUAGGGCAUUACUGUAUAGCGACUUGAUGUUGCCACACAGACUUCAGGAUAUAUAUUUUGGGGAUUUUGUUGGCUGGCCUAUGUUUUACUGCAUAGUGUGAAUUGUGCAAAGCUUGGUUAACCUGUAUAUAGAUCACUUACUGUUGACUCGAUAUCGUGUAUUUAGGAUUGCCUGUAAUAUUUAAGCUGCUUACUGCUGUCUGUGCUGGUAGGAAUCAAUUUUUGUAUAUUAUAUUUACUGAGAUGUUGCCUUUUUUAUUUUAUAAAUACUUUGGAAUUUAAAUGUGGUUUGUUUUGUUGUGUUUUUUUUUGCUUCCGUGAGGAUUAAUUUGGAAAGGUUUUUAAUGACAUUCCACUGAUUUCAGAUUUUGCUUGAGAUUGACUUCAAUAAAUUGUCCUGUAUGUUCCAAAUUAAA